AUGCCUGAGGUUUUUGUACAAAAAGUGAGCAGUUCUCGGGGGUACCGGAAUUGAGAAGUCUGGGGUUCCAGAAGUUGCGUGGUGGGGUAGACACGCCCUGAAAGCUCCCAGCUGCAGUACCUCUGGGGAAGAAAGGAUUGCUUAGCUCAGCGAAAAAUAGGGAGAAGUCUGGCACCGUGCUCUGCUACCCCUGGCCUUUGGUGACCCAAGGCAUGAACUUCAGUAAGCUUCUGCUCCCUCAAAUACUUAAAGAAGGGAAUCGCCCUCUUGCUAUUUCCUUGGGAAUCUUAGAGUCGUUGUUUUGAAAGAGAAACAAAAUUGCAGCAAGGGCUUUUCAGGAUAGCGAUGUUGUCUGCAGAGUAUGUUCGAAGAAUAAAAUAGUUUAGAGAAACCGACAUCGGGGAUUUGUGAAACUAGAAGUCUCCUACGUGGGUGGGAGAUCUGGGCCUUAGGGCAGACUUUGAAGAUACCUUGGUCUUCUUGUCAAACAGGGAACUAUGGAAUGAGAUGCCUGAUAGAUUUUCAGUUUUUUCAGCCUGCCUCUUUAGACAUGUUAAUAAAGUCAGUGGUUUUUCAAUUCGCUGAUUUCACUGACCAGGUGGCCGCCACUGCAACUCUGGAAGAGACCCAGUAUUGAAAAACGAGAGAGGGGUAAUUGAUAGGGGAAAAAUUGGGUGGGCUCAAGACAGAGUCCAUCUGCUUCUUCCCAGAGAUUUAUUCACUUAUUUGAUAGUUGCCAUGUAUCCACCAAAUUAGGAACUAUGGUUACAAAAUGAUUAAGAAUUAGCUCCCUGUCCUCCAGGAUGUUGCAGUCUGGUGAGAAGCAUACAAUCAAUAAAAUGUGGUAACCACUCAGAAAUGUAGUAUCAAGUCAACGUCAUUGUUAAUUCACAUUCGAUCACACACAGAUCAAAGUAUUUCUUUUUUUUUCUUUUUUUUUUGUAUUUUUAGUAGAGACAAGGUUUCACUGUUAGCGAGGAUGGUCUCGAUCUCCUCACCUCGUGAUUCGCCCGCCUUUGCCUCCCAAAGUGCUGGGAUUACAGGCCUGAGCCACCGCGCUGGGCAGAUGAAUGUAUUUCUAAGUUGCCUUCCAAAUGAGGGAACAUCAACUUGUGUAAGCCCUCUCUACGGACUUAAAAUAUAAUGCUUUGUUUUAGGGAAAUGAAAACAGUCAUUUUAUGGGAGUAGAAAUAACUCAAAAUACACAAUCAGAUAACUUGUUUCAAUUUGUCUCUAUAUUAGCUGUAGGAUCCUAGGAAAGUCCUUUAACUUUGCAGGGCUUUGGCCGGGCGCGGUGGCUCACGCUUCUAAUCCCAGCACUUUGGGAGGCCGAGGCGGGCGGAUCACGAGGUCAGGAGAUCGAGACCACGGUGAAACCCCGUCUCUACGGAAAAAUACAAAAAAUUAGCCAGGCGUGGUGGCGGGCGCCUGUAGUCCCAGCUACUCGGAGAGGCUGAGGCAGGAGAAUGGCGUGAACCCGGGAGGCGGAGCUUGCAGUGAGCCGAGAUCGCGCCACUGCACUCCAGCCUGGGUGACAGAGCAAGACUCCGUCUCAAAAAAAAAAAAAAAAACUUUGCAGGGCUUCAGCUCCUCGUUUGUAAAAUCUGCUUAUUUGACUGUUAUGCACAGAAUUGAGAUAACCAACCGAAAGGACUUUAUGAAUUACGCAAGUGUUAUAGUUACCAUUUUCUUCAUGUCUUAUUGUGAGAUAAUAAAAUAGGCCGGGCGCAGUGGCUCACGCCUGUAAUCCCAGCACAUUGGGAGGCCCAGGCGGGAGGAUCACCUGAGGUCCAGAGUUUGAGACCACACUGACCAACAUGGAGAAACCCCGUCUCUACUAAAAAUACAAAAUUAGCCGGGAGUGGUAGCGCAUGCCUGUAAUCCCAGCUACUCGGGAGGCUGAGACAGGAGAAUUGCUUGAACCCAGAAGGCGGAGGUUGCGGUGAGUCGAGAUCGCGCCAUUGCACUCCAGCCUAGGCAACAAGAGCGAAAAUCCGUCUCAAAAAAUAAAAUAUUAAAUGGCCCAACUUGGUGGCUUACGCCUGUAAUCCCACCACUUUGAGAGGCCGAGGCGGGCGGAUCACCUGAGGUCAGAAGUUCGAGACCAGCCUGACCAACAUGGAGAAACCCCGUCUCUACUAAAAAUACAAAAAUUAGCUGGGCGUGGUGGCACAUGCCUGUAAUCCCAGCUACUUGGGAGGCUGAGGCAGAAGAAUCGCUUGAACCCGGGAGGCAGAGGUUGCGGUAAGUCGAGAUCGCGCCAUUGCACUCCAGCCUGGGCAACAAGAGAGAAACUCCAUCUCAAAAAAUAAAUAAAUUAGUUAAUUAAAAAAUAAAAAUAAAUGAUUUUAUCAUCCUUCCCUCGCCCCUCGAAAGGUGGGGACAGCCUUUAAGACACAGAGCAAACCAGUUUUCUCUGUUCGACUACAGACCUUUAGGAUCUUGGAUUUAAGAAAAUGACCUCAAAAUGUCCGUCAGAGAUGUAUUCCCAGGAAGAAAGAUAUGACUUCUACUACAAACCAAAUCAAAAGGAAAUUAAAUUCCAAUGCAACAAGGAAUGAAAUGCCACGCCUACGGGCUGUUCUCUAAACUGCAGCCUCCAGCCACGACUGCAACCCGCAACCCACUCAUUUCUCAUGAGUCAGCGGACACCAUGUCUGGGAGGACCGAGGAAAGGCGCUCUGGCCGUACCAGACACGUCGGACGUCUAUGACACAGCCCCUCUAUCCGUUGCCGGCAGCUGGCGCCAGACUCUCUGGUCGCGGUUUGGAACUCUGCGCGGGAAGUGGGUGGUGGGCGGGCAAGCGGUAGUGGGUUGUCCCUUGGAGCUGCCCAAUCGACGUGCAUUAUUCUGUUGGCGCACGGCUGCCUUCAAUUACCGUCUCAUUACCUGAUCUCAGCAGCCUGGGAGACACCACCCAUUUGAGCUGUAAGGAGGGCGGGGCUUUGGGUGUGCCUCCGCUCGACUGGCUGCGGCUUUGAAAGACAGCGGCAGGAGCCAAUCAGCAAAUCGGCUCUUUUUCGGCACACGCAGUCGCUCCACCCGGGUCGCGACCGUUACUGGUGGCGCGCGCGGAGACUUAAAGUAGAUCAUGGAGGACACCCAGGCUAUUGACUGGGAUGUUGAAGAAGAGGAGGAGACAGAGCAAUCCAGUGAAUCCUUGAGGUGUAACGUGGAGCCAGUAGGGCGGCUACAUAUCUUUAGUGGUGCCCACGGACCAGAAAAAGAUUUCCCACUACACCUCGGGAAGAAUGUGGUAGGCCGAAUGCCUGACUGCUCUGUGGCCCUGCCCUUUCCAUCUAUCUCCAAACAACAUGCAGAGAUUGAAAUCUUAGCCUGGGACAAGGCACCUGUCCUUCGAGACUGUGGGAGCCUUAAUGGUACUCAAAUCCUGAGACCUCCUAAGGUUUUGAGCCCUGGGGUGAGUCACCGUCUGAGGGACCAGGAAUUGAUUCUCUUUGCUGACUUGCUCUGCCAAUACCAUCGCCUGGAUGUCUCUCUGCCCUUUGUCUCCCGGGGCCCUCUGACAGUAGAAGAGACACCCAGGGUACAGGGAGGAACUCAACCCCAGAAGCUUCUGUUGGCUGAGGACUCGGAGGAGGAAGUAGAUUUUCUUUCUGAAAGGCGUGUGGUAAAAAAAUCAAGGACCACAUCUUCCUCUGUGAUAAUUCCAGAGAGUGAUGAAGAGGGUCAUUCCCCUGUCCUGGGCAGCCUUGGACCGCCUUUUGCCUUCAAUUUGAACAGUGACACAGAUGCGGAAGAAGGUCAGCAACCAGCCACAGAGGAGGCCUCCUCAGCUGCCAGAAGAGGUGCCAUUAUAGAGGCAGAGCAGUCUGAAGCUGAAGUUGUAACUGAAAUCCAGCUUGAAAAGGAUCAGCCUUUAGUGAAGGAGGGGGACGAUGACACAAAAGUCAAGAGGGGUGCAGGGAAUGGAGUGGUUCCAGCUGGGGUGAUUCUGGAGAGGAGCCAACCUCCUGAAGAGGACAGUGACACAGAUAUGGAUGAUGACAGCAGGCCUCCUGGAAGGCCAGCUGAGGUCCAUUUGGAAAGGGCUCAGCCUUUUGGCUUCAUCGACAGCGACACUGAUGCGGAAGAAGAGGGGAUCCCAGCAACCCCAGUUGUCAUUCCUAUGAAGAAAAGGAAGAUCUUCCAUGGAGUUGGUACAAGGGGUCCUGAAGCACCAGGCCUGGCCCAUCUGCAGGAGAGCCAGGCUGGUAGUGAUACAGAUGUGGAGGAAGACAAGGACAAGGCCCCACAGGCUGUCCCUCUGGAGAAAAGCCAAGCUUCCAUGGUUAUCAACAGUGAUACAGAUGAUGAGGAAGAAGUCUCAGCAGCACUGACUUUGGCACGUCUGAAAGAGAGCCAGCCUGCUAUAUGGAACAGAGAUGCAGAAGAGGACAUGGCCCAACGUGUGGUCCUUCUGCAGCAAAGCCAAACCACCACUGAGAGAGACAGUGACACAGAUGUGGAAGAGGAAGAGCUCCCAGUGGAAAAUAAAGAAGCUGUCCUCAAGGGUCACACAAAGAUUAGAGCCCUUGUUAGAGCACAUUCAGAAAAGGACCAACCUCCUUUUGGGGACCGUGAUGACAGUGUGGAAGCAGAUAAGAGCUCACCUGGGAUCUACCUGGAGAGAAGCCAAGCCUCCACCACAGUGGACAUCAACACACAAGUGGAGGAGGAAGUCCCGCCAGGGUCAGCCAUUGUACAUAUAAAGAAACAUCAGGUGUCUGUGGAGGGGACAAAUCAAACAGAUGUGAAAGCAGUUGGAGGACCAGCAAAGCUGCUUGCGGUAUCUCUAGAGGAAGCCUGGCCUCUGCAUGGGGACUGUGAAACAGAUGCGGAGGAGGGCACCUCCUUAGCAGCCUCAGCAGUUGCAGAUGUAAGAAAGAGCCAGCUUCCAGCAGAAGGGGAUGCUGGGGCACAGUGGGCUGCAGCUGUUCUUAAGCAGGAGAGAGCUCAUGAGGUGGGGGCCCAGGGUGGGCCACCUGUGGCACAAGUGGAGCGGGACCUCCCUAUCUCAAGACAGAACCUCACAGAUGUGGUGGUGGACACAGACACUCCAGGGGAAUCCACCCAGCCACAGAGAGAGGGAGCCCAGGUCCCCACAGGAAGGGAGAGAGAACAACAUGUAGGUGGGACCAAGGACUCUGAAGACAACUGUGGUGAUUCUGAAGAUCUGGACCUACAGGCUACCCAAUGCUUUCUGGAGAAUCAGGGCCUGGAAGUCCAGAGCAUGGAGGAUGAACCUACCCAGGCCUUCAUGUUGACUCCACCCCAAGAGCUUGGCCCUUCCCAUUGCAGCUUCCAGACAACAGGCCUCCUGAAUUGCAAGAUGCCACCUGCUGAGAAGGCUUCCAGGAUCAGAGCUGCUGAGAAGGCUUCCAGCGGCGAUCAGGAAUCUCCAGAUGCUUGUCUGCCUCCUACAGUGCCUGAAGCUCCAGCCCCACCCCAAAAGCCCCUUAACUCUCAGAGCCAGAAACAUCUUGCACCUCAGCCCCUUCUUUCUCCCCUUUUACCUUCUAUCCAGCCAACCGUUCGUAAGACCAGGCAAUAUGGGAGUCAGGAAGCUCCAGAGACUCGCUUGUCCUCAGAGCUGGAGCCUUUCCACCCAAAGCCUAAAAUCAUAACUCGGAAGUCCUCCAGGAUGACACCCUUUCCAGCUACCUCUGCUGCCCCUGAGCCCCACCCUUCCACCUCCACAGCCCAGCCAGUCACUCCCAAGCCCACAUCUCAGGCCACUAGGAGCAGGACAAAUAGGUCCUCUGUCAAGACCCCUGAACCAGUUGUCCCCACAGCCCCUGAGCUCCAGCCUUCCACCUCCACAGACCAGUCUGUCACCUCUGAGCCCACAUCUCAGGCUACUAGGGGAAGAAAAAAUAGAUCCUCUGUCAAGACCCCUGAAACAGUUGUCCCCACAGCCCCUAAGCUCCAGCCUUCCACCUCCACAGACCGACUUGCCACCCCCAAGCCCACAUCUCGGUCCACUAGGAGCAGGACAAAUAUGUCCUCUGUCAAGACCCCUGAAACAGCUGUCCCCACAGCCCCUGAGCUCCAGCCUUCCACCUCCACAGACCAACCUGUCACCCCUAAGCCCACAUCUCGGACCACUAGGAGCAGGACAAAUAUGUCCUCUGUGAAAAUCCCUGAAUCAACUGUCCCUAUAGCCCCUGAGCUCCCGCCUUCCACCUCCACAGAGCAGCCUGUCACCCCUGAGCCCACAUCUCAGGCUACUACGGGAAGAAAAAAUAGGUCCUCUGUCAAGACCCCUGAAACAGUUGUCCCCACAGCCCCUAAGCUCCAGCCUUCCACCUCCACAGAGCAGCCUGUCACCCCUGAGCCCACAUCUCAGGCUACUACGGGAAGAAAAAAUAGGUCCUCUGUCAAGACCCCUGAAACAGUUGUCCCCACAGCCCCUAAGCUCCAGCCUUCCACCUCCACAGACCAGCCUAUCACUCCUGAGCCCAUAUCUCAGGCUACUAGGGGAAGAAAAAAUAGGUCCUCUGUCAAGACCCCUGAAACAGUUGUCCCCACAGCCCCUAAGCUCCAGCCUUCCACCUCCACAGACCAGCCUAUCACUCCUGAGCCCACAUCUCAGGCUACUAGGGGAAGAAAAAACAGAUCCUCUGUCAAGACCCCUGAAACAGUUGUCCCCACAGCCCCUAAGCUCCAGCCUUCCACUUCCACAGACCAACCUGUCACUCCUGAGCCCACAUCUCAGGCCACCAGGGGCAGGACAAAUAGGUCCUCUGUCAAGACCCCUGAAACAGUUGUCCCCACAGCCCCUGAGCUCCAGCCUUCCACCUCCACAGACCAUCUUGUUAUCCCUGAGCCCACAUCUCAGGCUACUAGGGGAAGAACAGAUAGAUCCUCUGUCAAGACUCCUGAAACAAUUGUCCCCACAGCCCCUGAGCUCCAGGCUUCUGCCUCCACAGACCAGCCUGUCACCUCCAAGCCCACAUCUCGGACCACUAGGGGAAGAAAAAAUCAGUCCUCUGUCAAGACCCCUGAAACAGUUGUGCCCACAGCCCCUGAGCUCCAGCCUUCCACCUCCACAGACCGACCUGUCACCUCUGAGCCCACAUCUCAGGCCACUAGGGGCAGGACAAAUAGGUCCUCUGUCAAGACCCCUGAAUCAAUUGUCCCUAUAGCCCCUAAGCUUCAGCCUUCUACCUCCAGAAACCAGCUUGUCACCCCUGAGCCCACAUCUCGGGCCACUAGGGGCAGGACAAAUAGGUCCUUUGUCAAGACUCCUGAACCAGUUGUCCCCACAGCCCCUGAGCCCCAUCCUACCACCUCCACAGACCAGCCUGUCACCCCCAAGCUCACAUCUAGGGCCACUAGGAGAAGGACAAAUAGGUCCUCUGUCAAGACUCCCAAACCAGUUGAACCAGCAGCCUCUGAUCUUGAGCCUUUUACUCCCACAGACCAGCCUGUCAUCCCUGAGGCCAUAGCUCAGGGUGGUCAGAGCAAAACACUGAGGUCUUCCACAGUAAGAGCUAUGCCAGUUCCUACCACCCCUGAAUUCCAAUCUCCUGUCACCACAGACCAGCCUAUUUCCCCUGAGCCUAUUCCUCAACUCAGUUGCAUCAAGAGGCAGAGAGCCACGGGGAAUCCUGGCUCCCUCGCAGCUCCCAUUGACCAUAAGCCUUGCUCUGCACCCUUGGAACCUAAAUCCUGGGCCUCAAGGAACCAAAGAUGGGAAGCAGUGAGAGCAGCUGAAUCCCUUACAGCCAUUCCUGAGCCUGCCUCUCCCCAGCUUCUUGAGACACCAACUCAUGCCUCCCAGAUCCAAAAAGUGGAACCAACAGGUAGAUCUAGGUUCACCCCGGAGCUCCAGCCUAAGGCCUCUCAAAGCCGCAAGAGGUCUUUAGCUACCAUGGAUUCACCACUACAUCAGAAACCGCCCCAAAGAUGGGAAGUCUCCCAGAAGACAGUGAUUAUCAAGGAAGAGGAAGAAGAUACUGCAGAGAAGCCAGGGAAGGAAGAGGAUGUCGUGACUUCAAAACCAGGCAAGAGAAAGAGAGACCAGGCAGAGGAGGAGCCCAACAGAAUACCAAGCCGCAGCCUCCGACGGACCAAACUUAACCAAGAAUCAACAGCCCCCAAAGUGCUCUUCACAGGAGUGGUGGAUGCUCGGGGAGAGCGGGCUGUGCUGGCACUGGGGGGAAGUCUGGCUUGUUCAGCGGCAGAGGCUUCCCACCUGGUCACUGAUCGCAUCCGCAGGACAGUCAAGUUCCUGUGUGCCGUGGGGCGGGGAAUCCCCAUUCUCUCCCUGGACUGGCUGCAUCAGUCCCGCAAGGCUGGUUUUUUCUUACCCCCGGAUGAAUAUGUGGUGACCGACCCUGAGCAAGAGAAGAACUUUGGCUUUAGCCUUCAAGACGCACUGAGCCGGGCUCGGGAACGAAGGCUGCUAGAGGGCUAUGAGAUCUAUGUGACCCCUGGAGUCCAGCCACCACCACCUCAGAUGGGAGAGAUCAUUAGCUGCUGUGGAGGCACAUACCUACCCAGCAUGCCUCGGUCCUAUAAGCCUCAGAGAGUUGUGAUCACAUGCCCUCAGGACUUCCCUCGUUGUUCUGUUCCACUGCGGGUUGGGCUGCCGCUCCUGUCGCCUGAGUUCCUGCUGACUGGAGUGCUGAAGCAGGAAGCCAAGCCAGAGGCCUUUGUCCUUUACCCUUUGGAGAUGUCAUCCACCUGAGAACUCCACUACCCUUUUCCCUCCCAGACCACGAAUUAGAAGAUAUGUGGAAGAAAGAACUCAGGUCGUUAGAAAGGAUUGGGGUAUAUUGAUACAACUUGUCCUGGAACAUGGGUGGGACCAGAAAUCUUUAUGAAUAAAUGAAAAGAUAAGGGAUUUGGAAGCCACAGGUUUUUUGUUUGUUUGUUUUUUUAAUGGCCAUUUUAUUUUAUUUGUAUUUAUAGUUUUUUAUUUGUAUAGAUUUAGGGGAUACAAGAUUUCUUACAUGCAUGUAUUAAAUGGCCAUUUUAAAAUUAGCUAGUUUCAUGCUCAGAUGUCAUAAGUGGCAGCUAUCUUUAGCCAGACUGUUGCAGUUAUUGCUCGACGCCACUCGUGUCCUACCUCCUAUUUGGAAACCAUCUCUAUUGUUUUCUUACUGAGAUUCUUAUUUUGGGGUCAGGAACUUGAAGGGAUGCUUGGAGUGAGUAGAUCUGAGGGUCCAGUUAUGGAGUGCUACUAAAACAUUUUCUUCUCUCCUGGCCUCUGGAAGCAUCUUUAGCUUUGACUUUGGGCAAGUCUCUGUACUUUUCUGGCCAGCUUUUCCAGGAUUUAUAAAAUUAGAGCUUCGGCUUAACCUCUGUGAUAAAUAAAUAUUCACUCUGUGCCUUA
Symphalangus syndactylus (siamang) is the source of this 9344-nucleotide messenger RNA. It is a transcript of the gene MDC1, whose product is annotated as mediator of DNA damage checkpoint 1. Gene Ontology annotation, cellular component: nucleus. NCBI's taxonomy places the organism in Eukaryota, Metazoa, Chordata, Mammalia, Primates, Hylobatidae. The record is from RefSeq and is a predicted model, not a curated record. Gene Ontology annotation, molecular function: protein binding.